Messenger RNA from Penicillium atrosanguineum, 1740 nucleotides. Its product is annotated as L-glutamate gamma-semialdehyde dehydrogenase. The record is from RefSeq and is a predicted model, not a curated record. Lineage: Eukaryota; Fungi; Ascomycota; Eurotiomycetes; Eurotiales; Aspergillaceae. The transcript is spliced from 4 exons. Gene Ontology annotation, cellular component: mitochondrial matrix. The coding region runs from base 1 to 1740 and encodes 579 amino acids. Gene Ontology annotation, molecular function: L-glutamate gamma-semialdehyde dehydrogenase (NAD+) activity.
AUGUCUACCUCCACACUAAUGAGCAUGCGCUCAGCGCGAUCCUUUGCGCCUCGUUCGCACUUUCACCUUGCGAGGCCGUUGGUUCAGGCUCGUGGUAAGGCUACAGCGCCUUUCCGCCUUCCAGACCCCCGAAACGAACCCAACCCUACGUACAAGCGAGGCUCCGAAGAGCGCAUCAAGCUCGAGGGAGCUUUGACGAAACUUCGAUCCCAAUUACCCGUUCAGAGCAACAUCGUCUUUGAUGGAGUUGCCCAGAAGAGCGCCCAAUCCUGGGAUCAGCCCUUACCUGCCGAGCAUGGCACCGUCUUCACCAACUACCCUCUCGCAACCAAAGAGCAGAUCAAUGCCGCCAUUGAGUCGGCUUUGGAGGCCAAAAAGGACUGGGAGGAGACUCCAUUCGUUGACCGAGCUGCGAUUUUUCUCAAGGCUGCCGAGCUGGUGACUGGAAAGUAUCGGUACGACUUGAUUGCGGCAACCAUGUUGGGACAGGGCAAAAACAUCUGGCAGGGAGAGAUUGAUGCCGCUGCGGAGCUGGCCGAUUUCUUCCGAUUGAACUGCAACUAUGCCGCUGAGAUCCUUGAGAGACAGCCGACCCGUGGCAGUAAUGGAAUGUGGAGUCGCUUGGAUUACCGACCCCUUGAAGGAUUCGUCUACUCCAUCUCGCCUUUCAACUUCACUGCCAUCGGUGGAAACUUGAUCUCCGGACCUGCUCUGAUGGGUAACGUGGUGCUGUGGAAGCCCUCGCCUUCCAAUGUCUACGCUAGCAGCCUUGUCUACAAGAUCCUGCUUGAGGCAGGUCUGCCCCCGAAUGUGGUGCAGUUCGUGACCGGAGACCCUGAGACUAUCACUGACGUCGCACUCUCCCACCGCGACUUUGCCGGUCUGAAUUUCAUCGGCUCCUCUGAUGUAUUCCGCUCCAUCUAUGGCAAAAUCGGCGAAGGAAUUGCGAAGAAAACCUACCGUGAGUUCCCUCGCGUGGUUGCUGAGACCAGCGGCAAGAACUUCCACCUUGUCCACCCCUCUGCCGAUAUCCCAAGUGCCGUCAACCACACUAUUCGUGGUUCGUUUGAGUAUCAGGGUCAGAAAUGCUCUGCUACAUCACGGUUGUAUCUCCCCGAGUCUCGUGCGGAGGAGUUCUUCACUGCCUUGAAGGCUGGUGUUAAAGAGAUUACCAUGGGCAAUCCGGAUAAAGAUCUUGAGGCUUUCAUGGGUCCUGUGAUUCACCGUCGGUCAUUUGACAGGAUCAAGUCCAUCAUCGACAAAAGCAACAAGGACUCUUCCCUGAAACUCAUUGCCGGUGGUACUUAUGACGACUCCGUUGGCUUCUAUGUGAACCCAACUGUUUACCAGAUUGACGCCCCCGACCACAAGUUGUUCAACGAAGAGAUCUUCGGCCCCGUAUUGGCGGUCUACGUCUACCCCGACGCCGAGUGGUCUUCCACUUUGAAGAAGGUCGAUGAGGCUGGAGGUGGCUUUGCUUUGACUGGCGCUGUCUUUGCCCAGGACCGCCGUGCAAUCCGCGAGGCUGAAGAUGCUCUUCGCUACUCUGCAGGAAACUUCUAUAUCAAUUGCAAGACAACGGCUGCUCUCAUCGGGCAGCAGUCUUUCGGUGGUUCUCGUGCCAGUGGAACCAACGACAAGGCUGGCAGCUCGGACGUUCUCCGUCGCUUUACCAGCCCUCGUUUGAUCAAGGAAGAGUUCUUCCCUCAGCACGGCUUCACAUACCCCAGCAACCACUAG